This is a messenger RNA of Parnassius mnemosyne (clouded apollo), 1809 nucleotides long. Lineage: Eukaryota; Metazoa; Arthropoda; Insecta; Lepidoptera; Papilionidae. The record is from the annotation of a GenBank genome assembly.
AUGUCUUUCGUUCUACCUGAUAAAGCUAGCGAAGAAACUUCUGAUUCAGAUGAUGCUCAGAAAUUCGUCACUACAAACAUAUAUAACAGUAAAACUGUUAGUGAAACUGAAAGUGAAGAUGAGAUUUCAGUAUCCCCAAAAGCUAUGAUAGUUCCUUCUUUGAGUCUAAACUAUGUUAGAUCCAGUCAAGCUACGGUUCAUCAAACCUCUGCUGUCCAAUGUUUGAAUUCUGUUGAAUAUCCAUAUAGUUAUGAUCCUUAUUUGCCGCAAAUACCCAGUGUUUCGGAACAAUCCCUUGUCAAUGUUACCGAUUCCAAUCAGAAUUUACCAUCAGUGUCAUCCUGUUAUGAGACCCCAUCUAUAAUGGAUCAAAAUAUGCUAUCUGAAAUCGGUAUUAUUGAGUCACCUUACACGCAAAACAAAGAAAAAACUGAUGAGAUAUUAUCAAGCCCUUGUCCUAACUUUCUGGAUGAUUUCUAUUUGAACAGUGACUGUGAGAUAGAAGAUGUAGCGAAAUCGACUCGUAAGCAAAAACUAGUAGCUAAGACGUCUACUUCAAAUAAAAGAAUUAAAAAAUCUGCUGAACUUGCGGAAAUUACGCCUAAACGAAGGUCUCUUCGUCAGAAAUCUUUGAUUUCUCAAACGCAAACUCAAAAUAGUUCGAAAUUAUAUAUACAAGCUUCAUCUAAAGAUUCCUGCUACCAUCAUUCACAAACCAAACCCACAACAACUAAUACAAAUAGUAAAAGUAGCAAUAAAGCAAAAACAGACCAAAAUUUAUAUAAAUCAAAAACUAAAACGAUUUUACGGAUCCAUAACAAAAAAGAAUACACUAAUAGGACUAAAUCAACCUCAUUAACAGAUAAACUUACAACUAAUAAAACAAGUAAAGCUAUUGGUCUUUGUGAAUGGGUAGGAAAAGAAUUUGCUUAUGGAGUACAAAACUUAAAGGAAAACCAGUUUACAAUUCCUAAUGAAGUUGGCAGCCCUUUAGAAUAUUUUUAUAAAUUUAUUGACGAAGAUUUAAUACAGUACAUAAGAGAUCAAACAAUUUUGUAUGCGUACCAAAAAGAUUCCAAAGAAUUAACGUUGAGUACACAAGAUAUCAAGGAUUUUUUUAGUGUUGAGAUAUUUAUGGGUAUUAUCCAGUUACCCGCGUAUGUUGAUUAUUGGUCUAAGGAUUUUAAAGUAGAUUGUGUUAUAAAUGUGAUGUCCCUCAAAAAAUAUCAGUUAAUAAGACGUUAUCUCCAUUUCAAUGACAGUGAAGUUGAAAAUGAGAGCAAUGACCGUUAUUACAAAAUUCGCCCUCUGUUUGAUAAAGUUAUAUCCAACUGCAGAAAGAUUGAAGAAGAAAGUAGAAUGUCCAUUGAUGGGAUGAUGGUACCGUAUAAAGGGAAGAAGUCAGGUGAAUUAAAACAAUACAUAAAAACUAAGCCUAAAAAGUGGGGGUACAAAAUGUUUGUUAGAGCAGGAGUCUCUGGUAUAGUGUAUGACGCAAUUCUAUAUGGUGGACAGUAUACUUUUUCGGGAAGGGAUUUUAGUGAUUAUGAAAAUACCUUGGGAUUGGGUGCCAAAGUUGUCCUUUCUUUAUGUCGCACGAUAAGAGAUCCCGUACUAACUGUGGUAUACUUUGAUAACUAUUUUUCAAGCGUCGAGUUAAUGCACCAUCUACGAAACGAACUGGGUAUCUUCUCGAUUGGCACAUUUCGACAAAAUAGAACGAGAGGAUGUAUUCUGAAGGAUGACAAAGAAAUGAAGAAGAUGCCUCGAGGAUCGGUGGAUAUGAAAGUUUGUGAGGAAAAAAAAUAG